AUGGACAUGUUGUACAUGAACUGCGUUUGUAUAUUAAAGGCCUGUUACAAGGAAAUUAACAAUAGUCUUCUAUAUAUGCAAGAAUUCAUGAUAAACAAGGAACCACAUGUUACCAUAAUGUUUUGUAAGCAGAGAAAUACAUUCCUGAUAAUAAAACUCAAGAAUCUGCAGAAGCAACAUAUGAUGAUCAGCAACACAGUACAGAUGCUGAACAUAAUUUUCAGUGUGCAACUUCUUGCUACGAUAGUACAAAGCUUUUCUGUAAUCAUUUUUGGACUAUACCAUUACUUCCAUAUAGUACAAUGGUUUAAUGGAAUCGUCAAUUUGGAUGAAAUGUUCAGUGUAAUGUUCUUGCUAACCGCAAUAUAUGUCACUAUAAAAUUGGCCUUACUUGUGUGGGCUUGCGAGACCGGCAAGAAUCAAGCACAAGAGAUCCGUACUACGAUUCACGAUGUACUUAACAGCAGCAGAGAUGAGUCAAUAAAAAAUGAGUUGCAGCUGUUUUCUUUACAAACAUUACAUGGCGAAAAUACAUUUUCGGCCAAAGGUCUCAAUAUGGACGCAACAUUUUUCGCUUCUAUGGUGGGUACCAUCACAACAUACAUGUUAAUUGUGUUACAAUUCUUGAAGAUAUCACAGUCUUGCAAUGAAAGAUCUGCAAUUAAUAUUAUAUGA
Molecule: messenger RNA, 675 nt
Organism: Vollenhovia emeryi
Lineage: Eukaryota; Metazoa; Arthropoda; Insecta; Hymenoptera; Formicidae
Product: putative gustatory receptor 28b
Exons: 3
Coding region: 1-675 (224 amino acids)
Biological process (GO): sensory perception of taste
Cellular component (GO): neuronal cell body; axon; membrane
Source: RefSeq, a predicted model, not a curated record